This is a messenger RNA of Parathielavia appendiculata, 792 nucleotides long. RefSeq lists its product as uncharacterized. The transcript has 4 exons. The coding region runs from base 202 to 657 and encodes 151 amino acids. NCBI's taxonomy places the organism in Eukaryota, Fungi, Ascomycota, Sordariomycetes, Sordariales, Chaetomiaceae. The record is from RefSeq and is a predicted model, not a curated record.
GUCCCGCCUGCAGGUUCACGUGUAUUUUGCCUUGGCCCACCUGCCGUACUUAGCCAUGUUGCUGGCCGUGACGGGCUGUGAUACGCCCAGCACUCCCAAGCUAUCAGUGCGAGCCGUCCCAAACUCCCAGAAUUAGAGCGUCGAUCGACACCCGUUUGGCUGGCAGCGGUGCAUCUUCUGUGAGGUAUCCCUAGCACUCUCAUGCAGUGCAGAGAAUCCUCGAGUGACCCACCUCUUUGGAGAUAUUUCUCGUCCCGUAACUCCCGUUGCGGCUGUGGCAUUCCGUCUGCGGCGCAUGUUCGGCGAUUUUCUGCCUUCGGUUCGCUGACCAAGUACUCCGUAGCCGAGCUCGUCGAGGACUGGCAGGAUGGAUAUUCAAGUUUGAAUGCGGAAGCCGCAGUCGCAAAGUCGGUGGAAAUGGCAUUUGGCUUUCAGCCUAUCUCGGAAGAUGUCGGGUGGCCGCUCCAAUGUCCACUCAGCACCCGCGAUCUCAAACGGCCGGCCCCCAUGUGGCUGGGUCAGAUCGAGUUGGACAAGAAAAUUUUCCUUCCCUUUCGCCAAGGCCAAGCACAACAAGGUUCAAAAAGUUGCGCUGUUUUACACGUUCAACGUUCAAUCGAUUGCAACUGCUCUAUGUUGGGUCUUUGCUCGGCUUGAGAUGGUUUCGAUCGAUGGCGGGGUAAUUUGUGUGCUGGGUGUUUCGGUUGGAUGGAGUUGCGGCGCUGCCGGUCCCCACUUCAACCUUCCCGUGCCGGAUUGACGGAGAAGAAGCCGGCAAAACCUGGAAGUUAC